Messenger RNA from Phytophthora nicotianae INRA-310, 408 nucleotides. RefSeq lists its product as hypothetical. NCBI's taxonomy places the organism in Eukaryota, Oomycota, Peronosporomycetes, Peronosporales, Peronosporaceae. The transcript has 2 exons. The record is from RefSeq and is a predicted model, not a curated record. The coding region runs from base 1 to 408 and encodes 135 amino acids.
AUGAUAGGGUGUGCUAGUCACCAAUUCAAUUUGGCCGUCCAAGCCCUCAUGCGCGAGGACGACGAUAUAUUGGAUAAAAUCCAUGAUCUCAUGGUCAAGUUGAACACGAUCAAGAACUGGCAUCAUCUCCGUGAGGCAGACACCCUCAUGCCUGUCUACCGUAAUACAACACGCUGGAUAAGCACGUUCUCCAUGAUCGACCGCUAUUUUCGCAUCUAUUCGAAGUUGGACCGCAUCGACGACCAGUUGGCGGACGUCAUUCCCACCCCGCGAGAGAAUGUCCGGUUGAAGGCUCUAUUUGAAGACCUCAAGAACUUGGAGAGUGUGAACAAGAAGCUACAAACGACGAUGGUGUCUCUGCUUGAUGUGCGGGCUCUGUCAUCAAACAUUACCCUGAGAAUACCCUGA